Molecule: messenger RNA, 2562 nt
Organism: Anguilla rostrata (American eel)
Lineage: Eukaryota; Metazoa; Chordata; Actinopteri; Anguilliformes; Anguillidae
Product: transcription factor 15
Exons: 2
Coding region: 63-695 (210 amino acids)
Biological process (GO): regulation of transcription by RNA polymerase II; developmental process
Molecular function (GO): DNA-binding transcription factor activity, RNA polymerase II-specific; protein dimerization activity; RNA polymerase II transcription regulatory region sequence-specific DNA binding
Source: RefSeq, a predicted model, not a curated record
CACCUGGCCUUUUGCGGAGAGCCACAUGCUCCGGGCCCCAGAAAGGAUCAGUCAUUCAGCAAAUGGCAUGCCGAGCAGCCAAGGGGACGCGGCGGACCCCCCGGUCACCGGAUCGGCGGCAGCUGGUCUCGGGUGCUAUUUUCGCCCCGCGCAGCGCGAUGGGCAGCCAGCACCCGGGCCGCGGGGCGCGAGCAGCGCCCACUCUCCUCGCCGCCGCCAUGAAGUCCGCAGGGAGCGACAAGGGCGGGUCCCCCUCCGACCCCGACGAGCUGGACAGCGGCAGCGAGAGCUCGGGCAAGUCCACGGGGGGGGGCAGCCCGACCAGGGGGCCCAAGGGGGGGGCCGGCAAGCGGCGGGGCCGGCGCCUGGCCAGCGUCAGCAAGCAGCGGCAGGCGGCGAACGCGCGGGAGAGGGACCGGACGCACAGCGUCAACACGGCCUUCACGGCGCUGCGCACCCUCAUUCCCACCGAGCCGGCCGACCGCAAGCUGUCCAAGAUCGAGACGCUGCGCCUGGCCUCCAGCUACAUCUCGCACCUGGCCAACGUGCUGCUGCUCGGGGAGGACAGCCCCGACGGCCAGCCCUGCCUGCAGUACCACAGCAUCACCAGCCCCACGCUCAGGCCCAUCUGCACUUUCUGUCUCAGUAACCAGAGGAAAAUGGUCAGAGAUGGGGAAAAGCACUCGUCUGUUUGAGUUGAGGAAACGGAGAGGACGCAUGCUCGGACAAGCGCCGAUGUUUACAUGUAAAGAUGACUACUGUUCUAUAGAAGAAGAAAAAAAGAAGCUGAACUUUGUAUAUUUUUGUAAUUUCAUGAACGAAAGGGAAGAGAGGGACCCUCACUGAAGUGCACUUUGCGUUUUAUCUGAAGUGUUUUGGUAAAAUGUAACACGAGCCCGUGUGUACAGCUGCACCUGGCAAUGCAGCUAUUUCAGUAUCAGAAAUGCUAAACCUCAGCGUCCCGUUCCUAAAUGAAAGUAUUGCCUCCGCAGCCAGCCACAUGGCUGUAACCGAAGCCAGGACACACAGUGGUUGCUGUCAGUAUAGAGACGGCUCUUCUGCCAGCUGGGCAGAGGCAAUUAAGUCCCUCUAGUAUUGCUACACCAUCCGACCGUAAACAAGAACUUUCAGUCCUGUAGCGGCCUGUCGUUCGCCGUAUUUUAGCAUGCUUAGAGGUAGUUAGCUAAACUUCGCGCUUUAAUGGGGAGUUGAAUCAGAAUACCAAUUGUAAGGAAUGAAUUUAUGAGGGCUAGUCAAAACUGAAUAUACAUAAACAACUAUAGUCUAUAUUCAAAAUAUAUAAAUUAAUUUCAGACGGUACUCUGAAAGAACAUGGAAAGAAAGAUAAGGCAGAGUAGAAAUGGUAAAUUCCUUGAAAAGUGAUCGCAAUUAAAGGCUUUCUCCUGUCAGUGAUGUAUACAUCCUACGAUCAUCUUCACUACUAAUAACUUUUCAACCAUGAUCAGAAACCCCUUAAUAAUUACAUUGUGUUUACAAACUAGUAUUAGUAUUUUAUUAAAUAAUUGUCUUGAUCAGGAAUGUAGUUGCAUAUGCAAUACUGUACGUAUAAAGUUCAACGUUUUUGCAUGUGAGAGUGAGAGAGAGAGAGAGAGAGAGAGAGAGAGAGAGAGACUGCUUGUGUCCUGAAGAUCUUGGAUUUAAAUUUCUUGAAGUAAAUUGAUUCUGGAAAUAAUUUUGAAUCAUGCACCUACUUUGUAAACAUAUGGUAAUCUGGGGUUCAAAUACAGAACAACAAUGUUUACUUGCUUGUAUUGCACAAAACUUCAGACAAUAUGUUGCUAACACAACAUAUUCUGAUUAUUUUAGUUGGUCAAACAGAAAUGUAAAAAAAGCACCUCAAAUCCUUAUGCAACGUGUACUGUUUUGAAUAUUAUUAAUGUUGUGCAGUAUAUAAAAAGAAUAGUUAGAUUUUACAGUGUCAGAGAAUUGCACUUUUCAUUGAUAAAUUUGGUUUUUCCAAGUACUUUUCAAAAAUAUCUGAUGUGCCCAACAAUAUAUUAUUACCAUGAGAAUUUCAACUGUGACAUGUGUACAAACCUGUACUUGUGAGUAUCCUAUCAAACCAAUGGCACAAAAUUUCACAACAAAUUUGCUAUUUAAACUUUUCACCUCAAUUAAGAGCCAAAAAUGUAGUUUACAUAUGCACUAUUUGCUGAAAUAUAUAGGCCUACCUCUCAAAGUAUUAAAUAUGCCAUUUAUGUCAGCAUACUUGAAUUUACCUGGACCUGUGUCCAUAUUGCAAUACUGUUGUUUUAUUUUGCACAUAGCAAAACAUGAAGCUGCUACAAAUGACACAUAUUUUUGUACAACAGAACAAGAUAAAUAUGAGUUUAACCAAUUGCAUAUAUCAGUGAGUUCAUUUUCAUUCAAAUUAUUAAAAGUAUUUUUAAAAUUAUGGCUUUGCUCUUUUACUUUUAUGCAUGUUUUUCACAGAGAGAAAACCACAUAUACUCCAAAGACUAUUACAUUUUCUUUGACAUAAUACAAGUGUCUUGUAUGACAAAAAAAUGUUGCAGUGAAAAUAUUUUCAAAAAACUAUUU